GUGUUGGUAUAACGCAAUCGGAGAGCUCAGUAGCCUGCACGACAUCGCGUUGUGCAGACAUACAAGAAAACUCGAACGUGAUCGGCACGACUUAUUCGCGAAUAAAAAAAAAAGAAAAAAAGAAGAAGAGAAAAGAAAAAGAAAAAAAAAGUUAAAUAACUGAACUUUAAGAGGAGUUGUAUGAUCGAUCUUCUUGGUAAUAUAUAACGUGAAACCACAAAUCGAUUUUAUAUGAACGUAUCGAUCUUUUUAAUUAAUUAAUUAAUUAUAUACUACAUAUUUUUUAUAUAUUUAAAACAAUAUAUAUACAUAUAUCGUUAAAUUUUAUAAAUAAUACUGGACAAUCCUAGUAAGUAUUAUAAAUCUUAAAAAGAAAACACUUUGGUAUAUCGAUGUAAUUUAAACAAACAAAACCAAAAAAAAAUAACAACAACAAAAUCAACGAUCGAUAUUUUCCCUAUUCGAAAAUAUAUAACAAAACGUGAGUGAACUUUUAUGGAAUGCAUUAAAGAUUACGAAACGACAAGGAUUUAGUGUUGAGAAUGAUAAGACGAUCAGGUCAGGCGAGAUUUGAUAUUUAAGAAUUGUCACAGUAGUUUAUUUAUCAGCUACUAUUACUGACGACGAGAUACAAAAUUACUCCCAAAAAAAAGAAAAAAAGGAAAAUAGAAAAAAACAAAACCGAACAUGAUGAUGCUGAUCAAGAGUUUUUUUCGGCGUAUCGCCAAAGAUUUUCGUCACAAAGAAUUAUUACCACUUAAAUUAAUAUUCUUCGUUCAAGCAUCCAGUAAGAAUGAUAAAAAUAAUUGUUAUCUGAAUAGAAUAAAGAUGUUUUCUAGGUAUGCCUGUCACAUAGACGAACAAAAUGAAACCAUUUCUCAAGCCCUUUUAACUUCGAGAUUGUACACGAUCAUGAGUUAUGAUUUUAAAAUAGGUAUUAACGAUUCUUUCAAAUACACUGCCUCUUUAAACAAUAUCCCACAGGAUAUCGGCCAAAUACAAGACAUGAGAAUAAAUCGUAAAUUGAAGAACAACGAAUUCUUCAAAACUUCGGUCAGACGUUUGUCAAAGAACGAUUAUUUCUUUCCAACAAAUCCCCUUUAUGAAUUUUCUUGUACACCGUCAACCUUUCUCGAGGAUUUUGAUUCGAUUAGAGAAAAUAAAACUCUUUGUACUUUUGGUCAAUUUAUUGAUCCGUCCAAGGAAAAAACAAAUCGAACGAAAAAUCGACAAUCGUAUUUAUCCAAAUUAAAUAAAUUAGAAUUGACGGAUGAUGAUAUUGCAGAAGAAAGAUUAAAAUUUGUAGCAGACGAAGUAUCCUGGGAUGGUGAAACUUUUGAAAAAGUAAUAUGUAAAAAUACGAAGGAAAAUGAUCAAAAGAUAAUAGUAAAGGUACCGUUGCUCGAUUAUGCGCAAAGUCCAGAACCAUAUCAAAUAUUAAAUAUCGAAAAUUGCGUUAAGAAAUGUAUCGUUAGUAUGCCUAGAAAGGAAGUAUGUUUUAACAAGAAUAUGCAAGUAGAGUAUAACAUAACAUUGACGUUUUGGUUAUAUCUAGUAAUUAGAGUAUUUAUCGGAAUAAUCGGUGGAACAACAUUUGCUAUGUUUGAAGGAGCAGUUAUUGCUAUAUUGAGAGAACAAGAAGCAGAUUAUGGUCUUCAAAGAAUUUAUGGAAGUAUCGGUGGUAUGAUAUCAUCACCGUUAUCUGGUCUUUUGAUAGAUUAUGCUAGCAGAGAUAAAGGAUACACGGAUUUUAGACCCGCAUUUUAUUUAUACGCCGGUUUGAAACUCAUAUCGGGUUUAUUAAUGUUAGCAAUUAAUUUGGAAUUCAAAUCACCAGCCACCAACGUUGUAAGCGACGUUCUUACAGUAUUAAAAAACGUCGAAGUUGUUGCAUUGUUCAUAGCAUGUUUUAUUCUUGGAACCGCUUGGGGAUACAUCGAGUCAUUCCUUUUUUGGUUGAUACAGGAUUUAGGAGGUUCAAGAUCACUCAUGGGAAUUACCAUAACAGUUGGUGGCAUUGCAGGAAUUCCUUUGCUCGUUCUUUCCGGACCGAUCAUAUCGAAGAUCGGUCAUGCUAAUGUUCUUUUCAUUGGUUUUGUCUUUUAUGCUGUUAGGCUUUGCGGUUACUCAUUGAUAUACAAUCCAUGGUUUACCUUGAUUUUUGAAGCACUCGAAUCUGUAACAUCGUCUCUCAGUUUUACGGCAGCUGUUACUUACGCAGCAAAAUUAUCUACUACCACAACGGAUACUUCGAUACAAGGGUUACUAGGUGGACUGUAUUAUGGUGUUGGUAAAGGUUCUGGUAGUUUGAUCGGUGGUUAUCUGAUGAAAGCAUUCGGUACCAGACCAACUUAUCAGAUCUUCGCAGUGAUCUCUUUAGUGACCGGUUUAAUAUACUUCUUCUUCAAUGCGUUAUAUUUGAAGAAAAGGCCUCAAGUGGAAGGGAACGACAUUGUUAAGAAGAAGCCAAAGACGAUGACGGGUAAUCAGAAUGGUCUUGAUCGUGGUAUCGUUGAGACGAUACCAUUGGACGAAAAAAAUCAGCAUCAUGAUAUUACCAAUGAAAAAGAUAAAAUGUCGAUAGAUAACUUCGGUGGAAUCGAUAAUGAAAGUUUUGUCAAAGAUAAGGACAAAGUUACUUUGAACAACGUUACAUUAAAAGAUACGAAAGAUUUCGAAGCUAUUAAUAACGCGAAAAAUCUCGACAAUAUGGAAAAAUCAUCAACGAAUUUGGAUAAAAUAGAAAAUGGACAAAAUGGAUUGGUUAAUCCUAAUUUUAUCGAGGAUCAAGGGGAUGAACAAAAUGAUGAAGACGAGUGUAAUAUUACGAUAGAGAUACGACCGGACAUUUAAAAAUGAUCUUUCUUGUAUUUUUUUUUUUUAAUCAAGUUCCUUUUUAGAGAUCUCUCUUUUACGUGAAACGAAAUUUCUUUUUCUUUUUGUCGUAUUUCGAUAGGAUGGAGAUAAUAUAUAUAUAUAUGAAGACGAACAAAAAUAUAUUAUGAAGAUGGAAAGUAUUAUAUUAUAAUAUAUAUGGCAGAAAUAUUUUUAUUUUUAUUUUUUAAAUAAUUCGAUACACACUCGCGUAAUCUAUCGGAGAACAAAUAUAUAUAUAUAUUU
Polistes canadensis is the source of this 3120-nucleotide messenger RNA. RefSeq lists its product as uncharacterized. Lineage: Eukaryota; Metazoa; Arthropoda; Insecta; Hymenoptera; Vespidae. The record is from RefSeq and is a predicted model, not a curated record. Gene Ontology annotation, cellular component: membrane. The coding region runs from base 688 to 2853 and encodes 721 amino acids. The transcript is spliced from 10 exons.